AUGACAUUAGUUGGCGGUAAAUAUAAUUUUGGUUGUUGUGUAAUACAACAUCUACAAAUUGCCAACUACGAAGACGAAUGGUCACUGGAAAAAUCUACUACUCACUUCUACCUCUGCGAUGAAUCAUCAGACCUAACAGCGAUCAUCUACCACAACAUUUGGAAACAUGUCAGUUCAAUUCUAUUCAGUCAAGAUGACAAAAUACUCGAUUUCUCCAACCAAUCUAUUAUAUCCGACUUCGAUAUCCACAGAAACAUUCUAAAAUUAAUAAACAACACUCCAACACCAGCCAACUAA
Heterostelium album PN500 is the source of this 297-nucleotide messenger RNA. RefSeq lists its product as uncharacterized. NCBI's taxonomy places the organism in Eukaryota, Evosea, Eumycetozoa, Acytosteliales, Acytosteliaceae. The coding region runs from base 1 to 297 and encodes 98 amino acids. The transcript is spliced from 2 exons. The record is from RefSeq and is a predicted model, not a curated record.